CGGAGGAUUGCUAAGCGCUCUCUCCAGCCGCGGCGGCUUUGAGCAGGUGGGCUCCGCGUCGUCGAUCAGGUUGGGGCAGCCGCAGCCUCUUUCGGCCCGAGGGAGCGGCGUCCGGCAGGAGCCUCAGGAAUGGAACUCGAGGCGGAACGAGAGAAAAUCAGGCAGGAGAUUGAAGAACUGGAGAGGAGUUUGGGCCCAGUCAUUCCGUCAGAUGGAAUUGGAGAGCUAGACUCUAGCUUGGAAUCUGGCUCUGAAGAGGAAGAUGGCCUGGAAGAGGAUGAAUCUGAUACUCAACUUGACAUGGAGGUGGACCAAGGUGGGGAGAAAGAUGACGGUGAGGAAGAGGAAGUCAACCUACCCCAAACCCCAGAAACCUGCCUCCAGAUGAACCUGGUUUAUCAGGAAGUGAUUCAGGAGAAGAUUGAGGAGAUCAACAGCCUCCUUGCCCAAAAUAAAAAGCAGCAGGAAAAACUCACCUGGGAGCUCGCCGGAACAAAAGGGAUAAAAUCGAGCGAUGGGAAAUCCUUGCCAGCAAAUAUGUUUUUGGGCCAUUUUAUGAAGCCGUAUUUCAAGGACAAAACGUCAGGCUUUGUAAGCCACUGGGCAAAAAUAGCCUCGGAGUUGCCCCACCGCUCGGGAUCUCAGUGUCUAAGCAAGUGGAAAAUCUUGCUGGGGUAUCGAAGGUACAGGAGGAAGACGGAAGGAAACAAGCGCCAUCCGAGGCGCCGACGUGUCCACCGAUGGAGCUCCAGCCCCUCGGAGUCCAGCAGUGAAUAUUCAGACCUGGAUUUGGAUGCCCAGGAGGAGGAGGAGGAGGAGAGGCCCAAGGCCCACCAGCCCAAGGGGUCGGGUCGCUGGAGGGUUCCCAGCCUGGAUCUCUGGGUCCCUGCCAGGAAAGAGCCAUUGGAAGCCAACCCUGGAGGGCUGCCCGCUGUCACUCUGCUUUCGAAAGGUUUGGAUGUCAACAGGAAGCGGCGGAUGGACUCUGGGCCUCUGCUGGGUCCGGAAGAAGACCAGAGGACAGACGAUCUCGUUGACCUCGUCCCAGAGACUCCAGAAUUGGCUCAAAUGAAAGGGAAUGAGAAUUCUGGAGAGCCGAGGGAGGCAUGGAGGGUUUCCUUGGCUUAUGUGAAAAGUGUCCUGAGGAGGAACAGUUAUGAGCAGCAGAGGAGAAAUAGGGAAAUCAGAAGAAAGAAACGCUUUGCCUCCAGCUCCUCUGUUGGCCCCAGAGGCUCCCAGUCGGCCCUGCUGGCCAGUGUGACGAAUGGAGCCAGACGGCAGAGGGACGGGAUGGGGAAGACGACCCUCAACCGGAGAUUGAUGGUGGCAGUCACGCCCUGGGCUGGGAACAUGGUGCAGGAGUGGGCCCUCCGGAUGAAGGAGGCGGCUUCCCGCAAGUCAAAAGCGGACAUGAUCUUCAGGCAGCUGCAGACGGGCCAGCUCACAAGCACACCUUUGUUCACGUUCCUGAUUCAGCUCCUCCAUAUCGACGUGGACGGCUGCAUGAAGGUGAUUCAGAGAAGGAAAUCCCGGCAGCCGGAGCUGCUGAAGGCCAUCGCGCUGCCUGGGGGCGACAGCAAGCAGCCCUCGUCUUCACAGGAUGCCAAAGCUCAGCUCGGCCAGCCAGCAGCCAGCGGCCAGCCCAGCAAGAAGCUGAUUCCUCUGAAGGCUAAAGAGGGGCCUGUCCCCCCCAACACAUGGAAGGCCCGCUCACCACCCGGCGUGGCCCCCAAGCCGAAAACCGUCUCGGAGCUGCUGCGGGAGAAGAGGCUGCGCGAGCAGUCGGCCAGGAAGGGCGCCCAGAAGAGGGUCUUCCUCGCCCCUCAGCUGCUCCUCUCGACCUCUGUCGUGGUCCCACAGACCAGGGGUCCCAUCGCCCCCUUGGCCAACUGCCCUAACGCUCCCGCGGCCAGCCAGGCGUCCCCCAGGCUUCCUCCUGCUUCGCCUUCCGUGCCUGGAAGAGACUCGGCCUCUCCCACAGACCUGGCGGGGGCCUCUCGGGAGAGGACCCUUCCCUGCAACGGGGACAAGGACGAGGCCGCUGGAGGAGAAGGCAGAGACAGCAACCAAGAUCCUGCUGGGCCUCCUGCUAACGUGAACCCCGUCCUGGCAGAGGCCCUUGGCCCCACUCCGGCCUCUGGUGCUUUACCUCCCCUCCUGCCUACAUUGGUAGCUGCCCACUCGCAGCCCACUGCCAUUGCCCAGCCCACCCUGCCCAUCAGCUGGGUGCUGACCCCUCAGGGCCUUCUCCCGGUCACUUUGCUGACCCUCCCCAGCCAAGGAAAGCCACUGGCCAGUGGCCCUCCGACGAAUCCCAGCCAGCCUGCAGAGACCUCAGUCCAGAUCCCCACCCCAGCUAUGGGGGAUCCGGUGGUAGAGGGAUCCCCAAUGCAAGCGGGCCAUCCUGGCUGCCCCCAGAGUGAUGCAGGACCUCGGCUGGCAGAUGUUCCCCCUCCUCCUCCUCCUCCUCCGCCACUUCUUGGAAACUCCACAGAAGUGGGAUGCCCUCCGUCCCCUGCUGGUGCGGGGGCGCCUUCCUUGCCUUGCACUGCCUUUGGAGGGACGGCGGCCAGCCCCCCCAAUUCAGAGGCUUUGCCCCCACCCCAUCCGAAUCGAGGCCCAGCCACGCAAGAGGUCCCCUCCGACCCGGCCCUGCAGGCCUGCCCCACGCCAGGUCCACCCCAGGAGGGCGCUGCUUCCCCACUUUCUCGCCUCCUUUCCCUCGAGGCGGAGACGGCCGUGAAGGCGUGGGCCAAGGAGAGCCGGGAGGGGGGGGCUCCCUUGCUGGGAAGGGGACUGCCUUAUCUGCCCCCGUUUCUGUGCAGCUUGAAAACCCUCUCGGCGCUGCUGCUGAAUAAACCGUCCCUGGAGCAGAGCGCUGCCUCUCUCCUGGACCCCGAAGGGCAGCGGGAGGAGCCCAGCCAGCCGGACCUGGAGGCCUUGAGGCAGGCGGUGCGCCAGAAGCUCCAGGACAACCCUGCCUAUCAGCUCCUGAGAGAACGGUUCUUGGCGGCCUUUAGUUUCCCAGCUGCUCUGGCCGCGCUGCCCCCUCCCAGGGUGGCCACGACCCUCUCGGGGGGCAGGUGGUGGGAGAGCAGCCAGGGAGAAGAUUCCAGCUCGUCUUUGGAAGAGGAGGAGGAGGAAGGAGAAGAGGAGGAAGAAGAAGAGGGGCAGGAAGGAGAAGAGGGGGAGGCUGAGAGAGAACCCCAAGGAGCAACCAGAGAUGGCCCUGCUGAAACAAUGGAGGCCAGCGAGGAACUGGAGGAGCCUGGAACAUAUGUCGACUCGGACCACAGCAGCCCAGGCAGGAUCCGGAGAAGCCGGCGCCUCCAGAAAAGGGGGAGGAUCCAUCUGUGACGGCAGCAGCCCCUUUGGUUCCAUUAGUCUCUCUAUUCCUAAACUCCAGUGUGUGUUUCUGGGGCCCUCCUGUGUUUGGCCUGGAAAUGAAACCCCCAAACCCAGCGAGGGGUCGAGUUUUUUGGGGUGGCAAAGUUCUACCUCUGGCAUCUUUGCUACUGGGUAGAUUUUGACAAUUAUGAGCAGCAUCUCCUGUCUUAGGAGGCAGGGAAAUUGCCUUCCUCACUUCUAAAGCUGCCUUCCCCAAUCUGGCGUAACCAACAGAGGCUAGGAUUGCGGUUUUCGGAAUUCCCCAGCCGGCAUGGUCAACACUGAGAAUUCUGGGACUUUGGCAGAUGGAAACUUGAGGAAAUUGGCACGAGUCCUAGUUGUCCAACUGCAUUGUGAACAUUGCACUGUCUGGCAAACCAAAACGCCCUUUUUGCUCUUAUUUGUGACAGCAGGACAGUCCCGACAUGCUAGAUCUGGUGUUAAGCCUUGAUAAAGGUAUGUGUUGUUGGGGCAGGUCGCUUUUUUUGUGUUUUGUUAACCAAAGGGUGGAACCAAGUCCUUCGUGUAAGCGCUGAGACACAAUUCUGCAACCCAUAGGAUUUUUGCUACAACUCCCCCCUUCUUCCAGGCCUGAGCUGCUUCUCCCAAGACCAUUUGCAUCAACUCCCAGUGAUGGGAGUGACCUUCCAGGAAAGGAGAAGCAGGAAGUGAUUGGCCGUAGCUAUGUUGACUUGGAUUCUUGAAAGAAGCUAUUUGGGUUAUAUGGACUGUUUCUCAUUUUGGGGAAAGGAAGAAAACGUAGCUGUGCUUCUAAGACAUCGGGGUCAGUUGAAUCCCUGCGCAGACCUGUGUGUGAGCAAGCAAACCAUGGCCUCCCACAAUUGGAAUAGCAGCUGCUUUGAACACAUUUUUUUUAUUUUUUUACUCGAUUCCGAGUGGAAUUUGUCUCUUUUGCA
Messenger RNA from Notechis scutatus (mainland tiger snake), 4304 nucleotides. The record is from RefSeq and is a predicted model, not a curated record. Lineage: Eukaryota; Metazoa; Chordata; Lepidosauria; Squamata; Elapidae.